AUGGCAGUGCUCUUCUCCCCUUCCUCCGUCUCCUCCGUCUCCUCAAUGGCAGGUGGCGGCAGGAGGUGGUUGUGCUCGGGGAUUGGCGACGUGUUCUCGGGCCAGACCGCCUACGAAGUGCUCGGGGUGCCGGAGACAAGCUCGUUCUCCGAGAUCAAGGCGUCCUUCCGCAAGUUGGCGAAGGAGACGCACCCCGAUGUUUCCCCCAUCUCCGAGCCGUCCGUCGCCUCCCAUCGGUUCCUCAAGAUCCUCGCGGCUUACGAGGUUGGUUCUGGAAUGAUAGGCGCAUCCAGUGGUCGGCGGGCGUUAUAAAUUUGUUUUGUGGAUGCUUAGAGACUGUUCGGUUUGUUAGCGAGAUGGCCUGUGGUGAUGGAUGGGAGAUGAGAAGUGGGGGGGGGUUCUAGUUUUUUACUCCUCGUUCCGAAAUUAGCAUCAAUAGUUACGACUUCUCGUUGUAAAAGAUUUAUCCCUUGAAAGCUCUUUGACGGAUGAUCUUGGAUCGCAGAUUCUCUCCGAUUCGGAGAAGAGGGCUGAUUAUGAUAGCUUUCUCUUCUCUCAGAGGCAGAUUCUUGAGAAGCAGCCAGGGGUCGGCAGCUCACCGGUGUAUGCAUACAGACACAGCUCCUAUGUAGCAGUGCCAAAACAAGCUGACGUUGUAGAGUGGUUGGAAUGGUAUAGACUUGCUGUAGGUGAUGUCAUUUCGCAGAGGAAAGUUGCUUCAGGGACGGGCUAUUUCGGAGAACUCGAGAACGAGUUGUAUUCAGCCAUUCGUGCGGCUUAUUACGGUCCUGUGAUAGAGUCCGCCGGUCAUCUCCCAGAUUCCUUUGAAGCGGAGGAGAGAUCCGGUGAGCAGACUCUCGAGGUGUUGCACCUAGUUUCUGGUCGUGAUCUCCUGGGGAUUGUUUACAUUGCUGAUAGCGUUCCUCGGUUAUCCCACGGCAGUGUUGGAAAGUUAGAUUCUUCUUCCUUGAAGUGUCCUCAGCCUCGCCAAUCUCAUGAGGACAUAAACACCAAAAUAAUUUCUGUUUCUCCGGAAGGUUUUGACAGUAAUGAAUUUCAUGGUGGACAUUGCGACGAUCAUUUGCCUGAUGCUUACAGAGAACUAGAAGUCUAUAUAUCUGGUAGACUAAUAGCCACAGCGACUAGGGAUCCUCCUGGAGAUCAUCAUAUCAAGAACGCUACAGCAGGCUGUUCUGAGGAUUGCAUACGUGUUUUUCUUGGAAGCAGUAGAGACAAAGCAGAGAGAAGGGAAAUAGAUCCAGCGGGGGUCAUGCCAUAUACGACAGUUGGAACAAGUAACCUACUGGGAACAAUAAGAGGACUAGGAACCACUUCUGAGGAAGGAUCCUGUUAUGUCUACGACAAUAAUGGUGCAAAAACUCAUGUGAUUAUGAAACAUAGAACGUUACUGGUAUGUGAAACUAUUAUCUGCAAUACUUCACUGUCUUACCUCCCUCAGGAUUGAUGUACUUUUUUCUUUCAGAAAUAGGUUUGUGUUUUUAAUAUUCUUAAAUUAUCUCUUUACUGUGGUUGAGGGUAAAUUUUUUCGUUCGCUGCUAGAUAGCCAUGUGAAUUUUCUCACCGCAUAAAGAGCCUUUGGUUUUUUCAAUUUCUUCGUACAAAACUGAAUCCGUUUUUUUUUUUUUUACUCUGGGGCUAAUCCAAUCUGCAACCGAAAUUUAUUAAAGUUUCUAAGGAUUUUUUUAUUUAAUGAAUAAAGGGCCCAUUCUAGAAGCUGAUGUUGAUUUUUAUGGGUUAGUUUUUGAGACUAUAAAAAACCUUCUUAUUUGUUUGUAUCUGAGUUGGCUACUAGAAUGAGCAAACAGAGGAAAGGUUGAGAACAAGUACACGCAAUAUCUGACUUCUCUUAGCAGAUAAUUAAGGGUCAAUAGAGUUCGGAUGAAAGAGCAUUUGUAUCUAUAGCACAGCUGGUGGGAUACAUCUUAUUUUGUAAAUGAUUUAAUGUUCAGGUGUAUGAUGAACUGUGUGAAUAUUCAUUUUUCAUUUGGUGAAAUAUGCGGGCGAAAACAUGACAAAGGUGACCUUGUUGUUUUAUAGGAUUUUCUGCACCUGCACAAGUUGAAAGUACAUCUCCAACCAGUCAGACUUCAGUGCCUUUCUAGAGUAGGAAGAAGCUGCUCCCUUGGCUAUAGUUACUUGACAUACUAACCUGUCAAAUUGGGAAACCAAAUGUCAAGCUAAGUGUAGAUGUAGGUUUUCGUAAUACUUGAAUCGAACUAUGACUGCGAUAUGCGAAACUAGUUGACGAUGUUUGACAUAUGGCAUGCUGGGUAUACUAAACAUUUUCUUUAACGCAGAGAAUGUUCAAUUUUCUGCCAUUUGUUUUAUGUUAUGCAUGGGGUAUCUUUCCUGAUAGAAUAGGCAGGUCACUAUGGUUGAGAUCUUUAUGGGGGAUUUUAUUUUGUUGAUAAUUUAUGAAUUUUGAAUAUGAUCAAAAUUUUCUGCUGUUUUUCUCUCUCACACGAAUACCUAUCACAUUAAGUGGGGAAGCAAGGAAUCGAUUUCUUUGUGUUUUAUCGAGUAAUUGCACAUGAAAAGUCGGUCCAUAUUUUACUCUACAAGUUAAUGACCCUGCGCUUCAUUCUUUUCAGGUGAAACACAUGCACUGGUAUGCAAUCGGAGAAGAAAUUGCAACUUGUGAAUGUAGAUGCAGUCGUGCCCGACUACCUCCUAGUAGGUUAGUUUGUUCAUAUCCCUUCGCCGAGUUUUAACUAGAUUAUGAUUACAAGUAUCUUUCACGAUCAUGUAACUUCUAAUUUCUGAGAGUUGGUUUCGUGGUUGAAUUAUAAAACAUGGAAUGUUGAGUGUCUGUACAACCUGCUUGUAAGUAUGUCCACUGGCUCUCUUGUUUGGGAACCAAUACUCCAUGAACUAUGAAGUUGAGAUUAAAUAUAUUUGCCAAGAGCCUUUUUUUAAUGGUUUUGAAAGUAAAAGCCUUUUGGAAAGGAUUCAAUUUCAAACUUUUGCGCUCGCGCCCCUUCAUCUUUGAUUUGAACCUGGCGAACUAGACUGGUCACCACUUGAUUUUUACUUUCCUAUGUCAUGAUGCUUACAUCAAGUCUGGAGUUCUUUUGAGUUUUUAGGCAGUUUCUGGUGCAGAUUUUGGUUAUUUGAGCCCCGUAGUUGCAUGCAUGAUAUUGGUGGUUGGUAUGUUGAAACAUUUGGCCGAGACAAGAGAGGCCGGACGACCCCAUCAAAAAGGGAGUGGGAUGGCACAAUGGAGCAUAAUGAAAAGUAAGUGUGCACAUGUUAAUUUUAAACCCAAUAUUUCUGCAUAAUUGUUUGCGACUUUGAGAUUGAGAAUUCUGUUAUAUAUAAUGUUAUAGUACUCACAUUAGCGUACCUGUACAUGCAUAUGAUUGGUGAGGAUUUCUCCUGUGAUUCACAUUUGAGCCAUGAUAAUAAAAUGUUUCACAAGGGAUUGUAUAUUAGUAAAUUUUUUGUGUAAUUCUCUUGUUUAUGUUAGUUAUAUUUUUGGGUAUCUAGCCUCUUGAAAAAGAUAUUUCAUGUACACAGGUAUAGUUUUUCAAUGACGGUCUUCUUUUUCAGUCCAUCUUCUAACCUGAUACUUUAAUGUUGUGCAGGAGGUUGCAUCCUGCUAUGUAUUUGGUGGCCCUUGCAUAUAAAACUUUAGAUCUUGAGUUCGCAAAAAGGCAGAAGAGACCCUUGAGAGAUAUAGUCGGAUCUACUGUCUCUAAUCUAUUCCAUUGGUGCAAGAGACUGGUUUAG
Messenger RNA from Spirodela intermedia, 3750 nucleotides. Lineage: Eukaryota; Viridiplantae; Streptophyta; Magnoliopsida; Alismatales; Araceae. The record is from the annotation of a GenBank genome assembly.